Molecule: messenger RNA, 1410 nt
Organism: Amborella trichopoda
Lineage: Eukaryota; Viridiplantae; Streptophyta; Magnoliopsida; Amborellales; Amborellaceae
Gene: UMAMIT8
Product: nodulin MtN21 /EamA-like transporter family protein
Cellular component (GO): membrane
Molecular function (GO): transmembrane transporter activity
Source: RefSeq, a predicted model, not a curated record
CCACAGUUUCGGUUGAUCCCCACUUUGCAAACGACAGAGAGGGGAGAGAAAGCAAGAAAGCGGAGAGAGAAAGAAGAGAGAGAAGAAUGGUAGUUGAGAACCGUUAGGUGAAGAACCAGAGCCAUAUCUCUUGGGUCUGGUGCGAUUCGAGCCGGUGAAAGGAGGAGAGGGAUUGUUGGGGUCUGGUAGAAGUUUGUAGCCAUGUUCGGAUCCUCCAUCAAUGUGGUGGAGGAUUUGUUGAUCCCUUUGGGGUUGGUCACAGUUCAAGCCAUCUAUGCAGGUUAUGGAGUUUUCAUUGCUCAUUUCCUGGCUCAAGGUCUUGAUCCCCUCUUCUUUGUCAUCUAUGGGAGCCUUGUGACCGGCAUGUUACUCACCCCAUUUGCUCUUUACCUGGAAAGGAAUCAAAGGCCAGCCAAGUUCGACCCUGCCUUGUUUAUUCAGUUUCUUCUCAUAUCUUUGGGAGGGGUGACUGUUUUUCAAACACUGCUGCUUAUGGGGAUCAAGAAAACGUCCCCAGCAUAUGCCUCAGCCAUGCCUAACUUGGCUCCAACCUUCAUCUUCGUCAUCGCCUGGUGCCUCAAGCUAGAGAAAGUGGACUUGAAAUGCAUGUACACACGUGUGAAGAUCUUAGGGGCACUCGUGUGCGUGAGUGGUGCCCUCGCCAUGAGCUUCUUUCAAGGAACACCCGUGUCGUAUAGGCUAAGCGGUCCAAGCACAAUAAUGCACGUCUCUCUCGUGGCACGUGAGAAGGUCGACCAUGGGAGACUAAUAGGUUGCAUGUACCUCCUCACCGCCGUUUUUGUGGUGUCUUGUACCAUGAUCCUACAGGCUGCGACAUUGGCAGAAUACCCUGCACCGCUCUCUCUUUGUGCCAUUACAUCUCUGAUUGGUGCAUUUAUCACAACGAUAGUCAAGUUACUUCAAGAUAGAAACUUGGAUACUGGUCUCCCUUCGAUGGGCUACGGUUAUUUGAUAAGUAUCGCUUUAAUGGGAGGCUUUGUCAAUGGAUUAUGUACGACUUUUCAUGCAUGGAGUGUCAAGAAAAGAGGGCCUGUUCUGGUUUCUGUGUUCAGUCCAGUGGGAACUGUUUGCUCUGCCAUUCUCUCGAUGCUACUCUUGGGAGAGGCUUUACACAUUGGAAGCCUAGGAGGAAUGUUUCUCAUAUUCAGUGGCCUUUACUUCGUGCUGUGGGCUAAGAAGAAAGAAGGCUAUGCUUUUGAUGAAACAAGCUUUAAAAUGGAAAAUGACGAUAUAACAAAACCUUUACUUAGUUAAAAGUUGUAUAGUAAGUCAAAUGGUGAACUUAGAUAUUUGAUGCAUGCUAAUUGUAUGAUGAAUGUACAGAGCCGAGUUUAAGGUACAACUCAAAAAACUUUUAUUAUUCAAUGCAACUCAAAUACUUCAACACAA